AUGAGCAAUGCACGUACCGUUGAUCUGAUUGGACAUCUGCACUGUGACGUAUUUAAUCAAGACAAAUUUUCACUCAACGGUGUGGAACUGCGUCUUCGACUUGUGAGAUCAAGAGACAGUUUUUGCAUCAUGGAAGCCGAAAAUCGCCACAAGCUGCACAUACUGGAAACUUCACUGCUCGUUCGCCGAAUGAAGAUUAGCCCUGGAAUCUUGCUGGCGCACGCACGGACGCUAGCCAAAGGUACCGCAAAAUAUCCCGUCACCAGAGUCGAGGUGAAAUCUUUCACCAUACACGCAGGAGUACAGGCAGAAACACUGGACAAUGUCAUACUUGGAAAACUACUGAAACAAGUGAUAAACGGUUUUGUCAGCAAUAAAGCCUUCAACGGCGACAGACAGCGCAAUCCGUUUAAUUUUCAAAACUACUCUUUGAAUUUCCUGUCGUUGUACGUCGACGGGGUGCAAGUCCCAACGAAGCCGCUACAGAUGAGUUUUGGCAAAGACGAUCUCUACGGGGACGCUUAUAACACCCUCUUCUCCGGUACGGGGAUUCAUUUUCUGAACGAAGGAAACGGUAUCGACCGGCAGCAGUUCGCUAAAGGAAAUUCUCCAUCGGCUUUUGACCUAACCCCCGAUCUCUCGGCCAACUGUACAUCGCACUGGUUGCUCAUCAAACAUGGAACUCUCAGGGUCGAAGUGCGGUUCGAUGGUGCCCUCAAAGAAACUGUGAAUUGCCUAGUGUACGCUGAAUUUGAUAAUCUUAUUGAAGUUAAUGCUGCACGUCAGGUCAUUACAGAUUUUUCGGGCUAA
This is a messenger RNA of Neodiprion virginianus, 810 nucleotides long. RefSeq lists its product as uncharacterized. The transcript has a single exon. The coding region runs from base 1 to 810 and encodes 269 amino acids. The record is from RefSeq and is a predicted model, not a curated record. NCBI's taxonomy places the organism in Eukaryota, Metazoa, Arthropoda, Insecta, Hymenoptera, Diprionidae.